Molecule: messenger RNA, 336 nt
Organism: Scheffersomyces stipitis CBS 6054
Lineage: Eukaryota; Fungi; Ascomycota; Pichiomycetes; Serinales; Debaryomycetaceae
Product: chromatin DNA-binding EKC/KEOPS complex subunit
Exons: 1
Coding region: 1-336 (111 amino acids)
Source: RefSeq, a predicted model, not a curated record
AUGAGUUUGAUUCCAACUGCUGUGUACUCGGCAGCAGACUUGGAGCAGCCACACGAGUUCCAUCCUGGAGAUGGAGAUCAUACGACAGACGGGCAGACUACGCAGAUCUCCGAAGUUGUCAUAAAAGCUGGAGGAGAAGACAGAGACAAGCCAAGUGAAGCCAGAGAUACUCCCUUGGGACAUUUAAGGGCUCAGUUGACAACUCUUCAGGAUCAGAUCAAUGUUUUUCUUACUGAAAGAAUGAAGCUGGAGAAGCUGGCCAUAACUGGCAAAGAGGAGGAUGAUAUUGAGAGACGAAUUCUUGAUGAUGGUGUGGACGAAGAUGAGGAAGAUUAA